CACGGAUCACACAGCUCUCUCCCGUUGGAGAAUUCCCUCGUUGGAGUGAUAACAAGGAAGAAUCGGUCAGAGAAAACGCUAUUUUUGCAUUUUGGGCAUGGAGGCGGAGGACCCCAUAUCUGCCAAAUUUCGGACUCUCAUUGAGUCACUUAUGGUGAAAACAACAUCAGAGAUUGUGAAGGUUUUUUCUGAAGUAGUCUUGGAGACUAGAGUGGAAAUUUCCCGUAGCUGGAAAGAAAUUGAUGAGCUGAAGCAGAAGUUAGAAGUGAGUGAGGAGCAGAGGGCUGAUGCUAUUUUGAGAAGUGAAACAACUGUUGACUUCAAAGGAGAAACGGAGGAGGUAUCCGUGUCACACGGGAGCCCUCAAAUUGCUGUUUCAGAUGCUAGUACUGUUUGCUCAGUGGACAGAGGAAGCGAGGAUGUAGUGCAAAUAUCUAAGGAUACCACUGUUGAGAACCCAGAGAUCACAGAGAGCAGUGUGGUGGUUCAUGAACCAACAACUUCACAGACAACACCAGAUAUAUGUGAUGUUAACCCAUCUAUAAACAGUCCAAACCACACCCAAGAUAUCCAAGUGUCCCAGACUGUAGUUAAACGUAAAAGAGGUCGGCCUGCUAAAUCAUCCAAAGUCACAGAACUUCAAAAGGCGGCACAAACUGAAGUGGUGUCAAAAUUGCCACUCCAGGCUAUUUCAGUGGUUGGCCCUCAGCUCCCCUCCUCUAGUACUGGCAUAAUAAUACUCAGUAAGAACAGAGGUAAGAGGGGAGCAGUGGUGACAAGGAAAAAAUACAUCCAAAAAAGAUUGGCCCACAAAAGUAGCAUCACUGUUACACCCACACUCCGUGACAGACAGCUCCUUAACAGCCAGAGGCCUUGUUUGUGCUGCUUGUCAGACCAAUGCUCAGAGCAAGCGAAGAGGCUAAAAAACAAUCCCCAGGUUGUUCUACAAUCAUACUCCUGCAGGAAAUGUGGGAAUAAGUUUUAUGAACGGAUGCAAUUCAAAGGCCACAAAUGCUCCACUGUGCAUGAGUGCAAGAGGUGUGGACAGACAUUCAAAAGUCUGAGGAAUCUUGCUGCACACAGCCGGAGUGUCCAGUCUUCAACCAAGCCAUUCCCUUACUGCUGCUACCUUUGUGGUCAUAUGUUUGCUACCCAGUGUGGUUGGAAUAUGCACAAGAGGAUUCAUGCCCAUUCUAAUCUUGCUGAGAACCCUCUCCAAGACAACCCCAAGCCCCCUCAGCUUACACUGCCCAAAGAACUUAAGGCAAAGGUGCAGGUUCGCUUGGAGAGGAUUUCAGAUGCUCAGUUGGAAGCUGCCUUGUGCCCAAAAAACUCUUUAUUGCAAGAAGAAAAAUCCAGCCUGAGCUCCAUGGCCAUGGAGCCGAACCUGCCCUCGGCAGUGGAAUCCCUUUCAUCUAGCGUGGAUACCAAUGUGCCAUCAGCAGACAGAAUUAUGAGUGCACUUGCGCCAAGCAGGGAAUCUGGCUCUCAGACCAUGACCACAGGUAUCUUGGGUUCUAGAUCAGGACCUGGGACAAAUGAAAAUGUGAAGCAGUCAGAUGAUAAGAUGAGAGAUUCUGUCAUUCCAGCUGCCUCUGGUGAAAUCCGGCCAACAAAAAAGGAGAGUUGCUCAAAAUCCUUGACUGUACCUAUUGUUGCCAGUGAGGAAUGUAAAGAAGGAUCUUCUGGUGGAAGUGAUGAAUUAACACAGGGAUUAAAUUCACUUUCAAGAAAGCGGAAAAUGUCAGAUUGCAAUCAUGAUGUGUACAAUGGAGUGUUUCCUGUUGAGAAAAUUCUAAGAUGGCGAAACACAAAGGGCCGAAAUGAAGUCAGAGUUAAGUGGAUGCCUUGCUCAUUAUGCGGCGCAAAAUGGAAAAACACAUGGGAGCCAGCUGAAAGUUUUACCUCUUACAAGGACAGCAGAAAUGAAGAUGCAAAAUGAAAAAUCUGAAACGCAAAUAAACAGAAUUAAAAUUUCAUUCUGAGUACAAACACUAUAGUUAAAUUUAAACAUUGUGUUGUAAUAUAUUUAAGGUUUCCAGUCACUCUAAUGUUAUCUGGAUCCAUAUAAAUGAAGCAUCUCUGUAAAGUUACUCAUUUCAAUUUCUAAUGAGCUGUAUGUGUUUGGAGACAUCAGCCAUUGUGUUCUGGGAGAUUUUAUCUAAACACCAUUACUGCGUGACUUAUCUCAACAUGCUGUGUCCUCUUAAAACAAAAAGAGUUCAAAACAGCCAAAAGGUGACAAUUUAAUGUCUGUUAAAUUGUCCAUUUUAAAUUGUUCAUUGGUUUGCUGCAUCAUAAAGGCAGUGGAAGGUUUGUCAGUUUGUUACAUUUUGUUAAAGAAUAUCCUCUCAGAAUUGCCACCUUACAUUUCUGUCGGAGUAAUGAAAAGUUUAGUUUCAGUUAAUGAACGAAUUCUGGAUUAUUUUAGUUACCUUUUGGAAUGUUACAAACUACAUAGUGUUGUGUGCUUUUUGGUGAUCAGUGUCCAUUGUUCAGAGACACACCAUGCUUUCCUCCAUAUGAGAGCUAGGUAUUCUUGCUUUAUUUAAAAUGUACAAAAUUAUAUAUAUAUAUUGAGAAGUAAGUGGUCAAGUUGUGUGCAAUUUGUCUCUAGAACCAUUGUGGUUUCACUUUUUACUUUGAAGGCCUUAAGAUGAUUUUGUAUCAGCUGAUUAAUGACUGACUUUUAAAACAAGUGUUUACAUGAUGUUGUUAGUGUGCACAACAUGAUCAUAAGUUUAAAACACUUUCUGCAAGUUUUUUAGUCACUUUAUGCAAAUUACCUAAGCCAGUUCCAUGCUGUGUUGCUUUAACAAAAACAUUGCUGUUGAAUCUGAGUUGCUGCAGAAUAUUACAUGUGCAGUACGUAGAUGUGAACUAAAUUUUAAAAACUGCUUAAUGUUCUACAGUUUAGUAUCUCUUCAUCUUGUGCAAUUGUGCAGUUAUAACCUGUAGCUCCAAAGAAUGUUUUUUUUUUUAAACUAUAAAAUGGUUACCCUUUUAUAUGUAAGCUCUUUGUGUCUUUGUCUGUUUGAAAUAUUGCCCCAGGGAUCUUCAUUAUUGUUGUCAGUGUGGUAACCUGAUCACAGUGACUAUAUGUAAUUUUAAUGUGAAUAUUAUCUUUUUUGCUCCUUUGUUAUACUUCCUUAUAAUCAGCUAAUGGUAGUGAAUGAAUUCCAAAUAUCUUACAUUUCUAAGAAAUUAUUCACAUCAGCACAUCCAGGCACAACAUAUUUGUAUAGUUAGCCACUACACGCAACAAAUAGACUUGUCACAGUUACAUAAUUGCUUGAUUGCAAAUAUUUGCAAGUAACGUAGCUUACAGAAGUCUGUAUUUCAGUAAAGGGAAACAAAUAUUAA
Messenger RNA from Pygocentrus nattereri (red-bellied piranha), 3363 nucleotides. RefSeq lists its product as uncharacterized. The transcript has 7 exons. The coding region runs from base 98 to 1942 and encodes 614 amino acids. NCBI's taxonomy places the organism in Eukaryota, Metazoa, Chordata, Actinopteri, Characiformes, Serrasalmidae. The record is from RefSeq and is a predicted model, not a curated record.